Molecule: messenger RNA, 741 nt
Organism: Penicillium brasilianum
Lineage: Eukaryota; Fungi; Ascomycota; Eurotiomycetes; Eurotiales; Aspergillaceae
Source: the annotation of a GenBank genome assembly
UCUCAAAGUCCCGUGGCGUUCCAGCUAUCGACGCCAUAGAGGUAGUUCUUCGUAGACAAUACAAACCUCAGCCCAUCCAUGACUAUCGACGCAGUCUCCCCGUUCCCUCUGGACUUCGCCAUCGCGACUCCACGCCUACAGAUCCAUCCGUUUGACCCUGAUAACCUCUCUCACUGCGAGUUCCUGGUCAAACUAUGGAACACGGAUGAUUUUAUCAACUCAUCUGGCCGAACCGGUAUCGACACCCCUGAAAAGGCGGCAGCCUUUAUCCGACGGCGCGUCCUAGCAGACUACGCUCGCAACCGACAUGGCCAGUUUCUCGUAUCAUUCGUCGAAGCCACCCAGACCCCUAAGCUUAUCGGCUGUGUGUCUCUCAUGAAGGGAUCUCCGCCUGGCCCGCAUUAUCUUGCUCCUGACAUUGGAUAUACAAUUCUAUCGGAGGAAAGUGGGAAAGGGUAUGCGACCGAGGCGUCCAAGGGGCUUCUUGAAUAUGCCGGUGUCGAACUAGGCAUCUAUGCUGCGUUUGGAUUCUGCGAUGCGACGAAUAUGCGGAGUCGUAGGGUCUUGGAGAAGAUUGGCAUGGACUAUCGAGGGGUAGCUGCAUUGUCGGUCUUUGGUGGAAAGGAGAGUGCCGUUUACACCCUUCGUGGGAUGGAUGAGGAUCUGUCUGUUUAUAAUCUCACAGAAGAUAUUCGCGUUGAAUGAAGUGAUAUCAAAAGACCCGAUCGACCUACAUGCAUG